CUUGGUUCUCAGGAGGUUAUUAAAGAGCUGUUAGACACCUGUCAUAAUAGAAUUAAGAAUUCAUUAUCUGUCACAAUGUGAAAAUUCUGGUGUGUUUUCAAAAACAUUUGUCAUAAAUGGUUUAGAAUGUGCAGGCUUAGAAUGUGUUCUGAAAUUCAUGACAACUUUUACCCAAAUAUCCCAAAAAUAGGCUACAACAUUCUGCGAAAUAUUUAUCACCUGUAAAGUAAUCUAUGAAAUGUGAGUUUGAUAAAAUUCCUGUAAAAAUGGCCAAAUAUAUUGCAGAAAUAAGUAAGGUGAUCCACUGGUCUGAUGAGAACACCCCCAAUAAUGAACUCAUCAAGCGUCUACAGCUCUGCUGCUACCAGCAGGAAAGAAGCCCUCUGGUGUUUGUCCUGAGUUCUUGGGUGUCUGCUGGCAUCCUGUCCCACGGGCUCAGAGGGACCAUAGAGAGAUGGCUUUCCAUCCCUACAACCAUGAGGACAAAUGUUCUUGAUGAGAGGUUUCCGAUGGAUGUCACAGCUGGCAUGUUGCUGAGCCGCCUUCACUUUGAUGGUAGGAUCAGAGUCCAGGUCUCCUUCUCAGGCCAACUCCUCUCCUUGACCCCUGGUGGCUCCAACAAGCCGGCCCACACCACUGCACCAUCAGCGAGUGAUCAGACCAAGAGCUAUUUUCCUUGCAAAACCUCUGUGAUAAGUGGACAACCCAGUCGAGGUUCCUUUGAAUCACUCAUUAAUUUGACUGUAGAAUUGUGGAUUUGGAUUCAAAUUAACUGUGAAGUUCCAGUGAACCAGACCUGGCUGACUGGCCUUCCCUCCUGUCUCUGUCAUCUACAUGAAAGAUAAAUGCAGCCACCCACACCAUGUCAUUAAACAGUAGGUCAUUAAUUCAGAUUUGUUUGAUUUGAAAGGUGAAUGAACCUGGUUAUCACUGCUCAUGCUAAGACCCAGAUGCAGACACAGGAGGCAGAUAGUACGAGUCUCAGAGUUUAUUACUGAACAAGGGGCA
Messenger RNA from Coregonus clupeaformis (lake whitefish), 1008 nucleotides. RefSeq lists its product as uncharacterized. Lineage: Eukaryota; Metazoa; Chordata; Actinopteri; Salmoniformes; Salmonidae. The coding region runs from base 234 to 845 and encodes 203 amino acids. The record is from RefSeq and is a predicted model, not a curated record. The transcript is spliced from 4 exons.